AUGCAAAUACUAAAGGAAAGAGACUGCUUCUUGUCCAAUUAUGAAGUCGCAGAACAUUUGAAAGGACUCAAAAAGAAAUAUAACUGGACUUUUUCCGAGCAAGAUGAAAAAGAAUCAGAUAAACCAGAUAAAAAGAACAAGCGAUUCACAGCCUGUGGGAUAAACUUAGAAGUUAUAACCAAAGAUGUCUUGUCGUAUAUUGAUCAUAGUGCCUCAAGUGCCAUAACAACCGCUGAUCAUUUUAAACAAUUGGUGAAAUAUUUAAACCAGUUUGAAUUAAUGAAGGUUGAAAAAUUACAAAUUGUAAACUCAUUACCCAGAUCCAUGGUUACUUUGUAUGCAUUGGUUGAAGAAUGUGAUCAAAGAUUCAAUGAAGAGACUUGUCAAGGUAUACUAGAUAAAAUAAAUGAGUUGUUCCCUUUAGCUGAAGAGGAAGAGGAACAAGCAGAGGAAGAGGAAGAGGAAGUAGAAGAAGCAGAGGAAGCAAAUCAUGACAAUAUAUAA
Molecule: messenger RNA, 504 nt
Organism: Spathaspora passalidarum NRRL Y-27907
Lineage: Eukaryota; Fungi; Ascomycota; Pichiomycetes; Serinales; Debaryomycetaceae
Product: DNA-directed RNA polymerase III subunit
Exons: 1
Coding region: 1-504 (167 amino acids)
Biological process (GO): transcription initiation at RNA polymerase III promoter
Cellular component (GO): RNA polymerase III complex
Molecular function (GO): nucleotide binding
Source: RefSeq, a predicted model, not a curated record